AUGAGGCUCAUCAACACCAAAACUCUAAAGCUUGAGGAGUUUCAGAGCCACAUCCCGACAUAUGCCAUCCUAUCCCACACUUGGGGCGAUGAGGAGGUAUCAUUCGUCGACUGGCAAGACAAUUUGUCUGACUUCAGAAUAAAAUCUGGGUUUGACAAAAUACAAAAGUCUUGUCAUCAAGCUCGCCUCGAUGGUUACGAUUAUCUCUGGUGCGAUACGAACUGUAUCGACAAAAGAAGCUCUGCAGAGCUGAGUGAGGCAAUCAAUUCCAUGUUCAGCUGGUACAAAAACUCUUCAGUUUGUUAUGCCUACCUUGCCGAUGUACAGCCUGGCGACCUGCAAUCCUUCUCUUCCUCUCGUUGGUUUACUAGAGGAUGGACGCUACAAGAGCUUCUAGCACCCAAGUCUUUCAUCUUUUUCGCCAAAGACUGGUCCGUUUUCGGAACAAGAAAUUCCCUAUCUGAGAAGAUUUUUGAAAUCACGAAGAUCAAGAAAGAUCAUACCGGAGACAAUAUCCAUCAAGUCAGCGUCAGCGAGCGCAUGUCUUGGGUGUCACACCGCGAAACAACGAGAGUAGAGGAUAUAGCAUACUGUAUGCUUGGCAUCUUUGAUAUCAACAUGCCCUUACUAUACGGGGAAGGGAACAAAGCAUUCAUUCGACUCCAAGAAGAAAUUAUUCGUGUCUCGAAUGAUCAGUCAAUAUUCUGUUGGGAGUGGAACAGGGAAUGCGUUCCUGAAAAUUGGCCAAGCAUGCUAUCGCCAUCACCAAAGACGUUUGAAAACUCUGGUUCAUACUACAGACCACCAUGGGCCAACGAUUCUUUGUCAUACGCCACAAGCAAUUCUGGGCUAUCGAUUAGUCUAAAACUUCUUACUAUUGCGUAUACGAGAACCCUUUGGCCUACGACGGCUUAUAGGAGCUUCGACUCAAAGGGCUGUCGCUACUUGGCUGUACUCGAUGUUGCCUGCCAUGAUACUAAGCAACAUGUCGCCAUAGUCUUGCAAAAGCUUCCCCUAUCUCGACGCUAUGCCAGAUUCUCCUUUCCUCAUCGACCUACGCCUAUCAACAAUGUCAGUGGUAUACCUCUAUCGAGCUUAUAUGUUGCAGGCCCAAGAGACCAACAGCUCUUGAUGGCGCAGUCACCGAUGUCAAUAAAUGCUCCUAGGUUUGGUCUAUUUGUCACUGUGAGUUGCCCCAGUAAGAUCAGUGCUAUCUCCACCAAACCGGAGGUAGAUCACCAUUGCUGGACUCAUGCUUUGCGUCCACUCACUGAUAAUCUGUUUGGGGCUGUGUUCGUGGUAAAGCUUGUAGUGGACCUUCCAUCAGGGCAACCAUCGACGGACUCAAUUGCUGUCUUCUGCUUUGUGGGCGUGGACGCAACAUCUAUCGAGGAGUUCUUUUGUCAAAUCCUCGAGAUCCGAGGUACUGUUGAUGACAGGUUCGUGGUCGAAGAAAAUGUUGCUUAUUACGAGUCCAAAAUCCGUGACUCUGUUCGAAGCUCAGGAUUUCCUGAUGGGAAAAGUUCAGCUUUUCCUUCAGACUUCAUGUCCAUCUCAGAUGAGGCCGUAUGGUUGCACAGUGGGUCAUGGGUUCGCAUAUCGGAUAGCUCCAGAGUCUCUGUGGCACAUAUCACCAUCCCUAUGGUUCCACCGUUUCGCUUUCCUUCCAAGGUCAAACCGGGUCUUUUGUCUACUUGA
Messenger RNA from Fusarium venenatum, 1698 nucleotides. The record is from RefSeq and is a predicted model, not a curated record. NCBI's taxonomy places the organism in Eukaryota, Fungi, Ascomycota, Sordariomycetes, Hypocreales, Nectriaceae.